AUGAAGUCUUUGGUUCUCCUACUCCUGACCACUGCGGUAUAUGCGGAUGGCCUCGUGGCUAGACACAGAGGUGAAGAGUUCAACAUACACGUCCGUCAUGAAGACGGUGCCUCACACCAGCCCAAAACGCUCUCCAAGCGAGCUUCGUGCGGUAAAGGUGCUGGCUCUUGUCCCAAGGGACAAUGCUGCUCUGAAUCCGGCCAAUGUGGAACUAUGUCUGCUUAUUGCACCUCACCAGAAUGCCAGAUGGCUUAUAGUAAUGGCAACUGUGAUGGCAGCAAGAAGCCAAAAGGCGAGACUACAGCAAAUAUACCCAGAUCAACUACUGGCAAAGCUCCAUAUGACAAGUACAUCAUCACCUGCACUACUCCUGGGAUAGUGGCACUCACUUUUGAUGAUGGCCCUUAUAAGUAUACCAAUCAAGUCCUAGAUGUCCUUAAAAAGCACAACAUCAAAGCGACGUUCUUCAUCACUGGAAACAAUCUAGGAAAGGGCCAGAUUGAUGACCAUUCCAAACCCUGGCCCAAGAUCCUCCGCCGCAUGCACUCUGAAGGCCACCAGCUCGCUUCUCACAGCUGGUCACAUCAGGAUCUCUCGGCUGCAUCUGAUGAGAUCCGCAAACAGCAGAUCAUCUACAACGAGAUGGCCUUCCGCAACGUCCUUGGCUUCUUCCCCAAGUACUUGCGUCCCCCUUAUGGAACCUGCUCGCGAGAUUCCGGCUGUUUAGACUACGUGACCAAGCUCGGUUACCAUGUUGUAAACUGGAACAUUGAUACUAAAGAUUACCUAAAUGACUCACCGAGCAAGAUACAGACCAGCAAGAACACUUUCUCGGACAGCGUCUCCACUGACUCAAAGUCGAAUAGCUACAUCGAGUUGAGCCAUGAUAUACAUGAGCAGACAGCUUACAACCUGACUGAAUUCAUGAUCAAGACUCUAAAAGCUAGAGGAUACCAUGCUGUCCCUGUUGGAGAGUGUCUUGGAGAUGCCCGUGAGAAUUGGUAUGUUGAUGCCAAGGGCACAAAGUCCGGUAGGUCAAUCCAAGGAAGAGGCAGUUACGAUCCUCCCCCUACUUCCCCAGCAAUUACCAAAGAUGGUACUUGUGGUGCCAAGAAUGGUCUCAAGUGCACAGGAUCCAAAUGGGGAAACUGCUGCUCGUACUACAACUUCUGUGGUUCGACAUCAGGCUACUGUGACGGCGGAUGCCAAUCCAAAUACGGAGAGUGUAACAAGAUAAAGUUGGACAGCAAGCUUAUUGUCUCGGACAACGGACUCUGCGGCGAGAAGUAUCACCAGACCUGCGCGGGAUCUCGUUACGGUAACUGUUGCUCUAAAUACGGCAACUGUGGUAAGACGAGCGAGUACUGCGCAAGCGGGUGUCGGAGUGGCUUCGGAACUUGUCCAUACUCUUAA
Messenger RNA from Fusarium pseudograminearum CS3096, 1413 nucleotides. RefSeq lists its product as uncharacterized. Gene Ontology annotation, molecular function: hydrolase activity, acting on carbon-nitrogen (but not peptide) bonds; chitin binding. The record is from RefSeq and is a predicted model, not a curated record. The transcript has 6 exons. Lineage: Eukaryota; Fungi; Ascomycota; Sordariomycetes; Hypocreales; Nectriaceae. The coding region runs from base 1 to 1413 and encodes 470 amino acids. Gene Ontology annotation, biological process: carbohydrate metabolic process.